This is a messenger RNA of Electrophorus electricus (electric eel), 388 nucleotides long. NCBI's taxonomy places the organism in Eukaryota, Metazoa, Chordata, Actinopteri, Gymnotiformes, Gymnotidae. The record is from RefSeq and is a predicted model, not a curated record.
UCUGAAACAGCAAUGUGAAUGCAGGGAGUUGAAGUCUCAGCUUCAUGAGGCUGAUGGACAGAUCGAAUGCCUGAGAAUGCAAUGUGAGACUUUGACUAGUAGAGGGCAGCAACAAGAACAAGAGAUCAGGCGACUAAAUAAGGCCCUGACUGAGGUGCACAAGAGCUCAGUGUGUCACCAGGAUGAUUCACAGGCAGGACAGAACAUAUGGAUGCAUCAGGCCCAGGUCUAUAAGGAGGACUUCUUAAAGGAGAGGAGAGACAAGGACAGGUUGAAAGAAAAGUACACUGAGCUGGCGAACAGGUGCAAGAGAAUCCAUGCCGAGUUACAUGUUGCCAAAGCACAGGUACGGUGGACUCCAUCCACAGGAUCCUCACCACACACAUGA